CACGGCCUGGGCCUGAGUGAAAGGCAGCGAGCGGCAGUGGCCGCAGCGCGGAUACGCACAUUUACUGUCUCCUCUCUCUGGCACCGUCCACUCGGUCUCGGGGCCGAGAAGGCGCGCGAGCGCGCACAUCCCCCAACACACAGACACGCGCGACCGAGCGUGGAGAAGGGGGAGGAAGAGGAGGCGGAGGCGGGUGGGGGAGGAGAAAGAGGAGGAGGAAGAGGAAGAAGAAGAGGCGCUCCCGGUGCCGAGGGAGAGUGCUAGGCGGCUGGGCUGGUUCCGCCGAGGCGGCCGCGGGCUGUUGGCGAGGCGGGGACGCCCCCUCCCCCCGCCUCCUGUUCCCCCCCAGUUCCCGGUACUGACCCUCACACCGGAGCCAAUAUUCCCGAAAUUAAGAGAUACGCUGCGGCGGCGGCGGCUGGAGCUGCGGGGCCCGGGGCGGCCGGGACCGGAGGGGACCGCAGCGAGGCCGCCGCCGCCGCCAUGGAGGCGCUGGGACCAGGGCCACCAGCCAACCUGUUUCAGCCGCCCCGUCGUCCAGGCCUGGGAACAGUAGGGAAACCUAUUCGUCUCUUAGCCAAUCAUUUCCAAGUGCAGAUCCCUAAAAUCGAUGUUUAUCAUUAUGAUGUGGAUAUCAAACCAGAAAAGCGUCCCCGGAGGGUGAACAGGGAGGUAGUUGAUACUAUGGUGAGACACUUCAAGAUGCAGAUAUUUGGGGAUCGGCAGCCUGGCUAUGAUGGCAAGAGGAACAUGUACACUGCACAUCCUCUGCCUAUUGGCAGGGAUAGGGUGGAUAUGGAGGUCACACUCCCAGGUGAAGGGAAGGACCAAACCUUUAAAGUGUCAGUUCAGUGGGUGUCUGUGGUCAGCCUUCAGAUGCUCCUGGAAGCUCUGGCAGGGCAUCUGAAUGAAGUCCCAGAAGACUCUGUACAGGCACUUGAUGUCAUCACACGGCACCUUCCCUCUAUGAGGUACACGCCAGUGGGCCGUUCCUUCUUCUCUCCCCCUGAAGGAUAUUAUCACCCACUGGGAGGUGGUCGCGAGGUUUGGUUUGGCUUCCACCAGUCUGUCAGGCCUGCAAUGUGGAACAUGAUGCUUAACAUCGAUGUAUCGGCAACUGCUUUCUAUCGUGCCCAGCCUAUUAUUGAAUUCAUGUGCGAGGUCUUGGAUAUUCAGAACAUCAAUGAACAAACAAAACCCCUUACCGACUCCCAGCGUGUUAAGUUUACCAAAGAAAUCAGAGGUCUAAAAGUAGAGGUUACUCACUGUGGUCAGAUGAAGAGAAAAUACAGAGUUUGCAAUGUUACUAGAAGACCAGCCAGCCAUCAAACGUUCCCUCUGCAGUUGGAAAACGGGCAGGCCAUGGAGUGUACAGUAGCCCAGUAUUUUAAGCAGAAGUACAGUCUACAGCUGAAAUACCCUCAUCUUCCAUGCCUUCAAGUAGGGCAGGAGCAGAAACAUACAUAUUUACCCCUUGAGGUAUGUAAUAUAGUAGCAGGCCAACGAUGUAUCAAGAAGCUAACUGACAAUCAGACGUCAACGAUGAUCAAGGCAACGGCACGGUCUGCACCUGACAGGCAGGAAGAAAUUAGUAGACUAGUGAAGAGUAACAGCAUGGUAGGCGGUCCAGAUCCAUAUCUGAAGGAGUUUGGAAUUGUUGUCCAUAAUGAAAUGACAGAGUUGACAGGCAGGGUGUUGCCUGCACCAAUGCUGCAAUAUGGAGGCAGGAAUAAGACAGUUGCUACACCAAAUCAGGGUGUCUGGGAUAUGAGGGGAAAGCAAUUCUAUGCUGGCAUCGAAAUCAAAGUUUGGGCUGUUGCCUGCUUUGCCCCUCAGAAACAAUGCCGAGAAGACUUGUUAAAGAGUUUUACUGAUCAACUGCGCAAAAUCUCCAAGGAUGCAGGGAUGCCAAUCCAGGGCCAACCGUGCUUCUGUAAAUAUGCACAGGGUGCCGACAGUGUGGAGCCCAUGUUCAAACACUUGAAGUUGACUUAUGUUGGGCUUCAGCUAAUUGUAGUGAUUCUCCCUGGAAAGACACCAGUCUAUGCUGAAGUCAAACGUGUUGGGGAUACUCUGUUAGGAAUGGCCACACAGUGUGUUCAGGUGAAAAACGUGGUGAAAACCUCUCCGCAGACACUGUCCAAUUUAUGUCUGAAGAUCAAUGCAAAACUUGGUGGGAUAAACAACGUGCUUGUACCACAUCAAAGGCCCUCUGUAUUCCAGCAGCCAGUGAUCUUUCUGGGAGCAGAUGUAACACAUCCGCCUGCUGGGGAUGGGAAAAAGCCUUCCAUCGCUGCUGUCGUAGGCAGCAUGGACGGCCACCCUAGCCGCUACUGUGCUACUGUGCGAGUACAGACCUCCCGCCAGGAAACUUCCCAAGAGCUGCUGUACAGCCAGGAAGUGAUUCAGGACCUGACCAACAUGGUGCGAGAACUGUUGAUCCAGUUCUAUAAGUCCACCCGCUUCAAGCCCACACGGAUCAUCUACUAUAGGGGAGGUGUGUCAGAAGGGCAGAUGAAACAGGUGGCCUGGCCAGAACUCAUUGCAAUCCGGAAGGCCUGCAUCAGUUUGGAAGAAGACUACAGACCAGGAAUCACCUACAUAGUUGUUCAGAAAAGGCAUCACACAAGGCUGUUCUGUGCUGACAAAUCUGAAAGGGUGGGGAAAAGUGGCAAUGUUCCAGCAGGCACAACUGUGGACAGCACAAUCACACAUCCCUCUGAAUUCGACUUCUACCUCUGUAGCCAUGCAGGAAUUCAGGGAACUAGCCGUCCUUCUCACUACCAAGUCUUGUGGGAUGACAACUGUUUCACUGCUGAUGAAUUGCAGUUACUGACAUACCAGCUGUGUCACACUUACGUCAGGUGUACACGGUCUGUCUCGAUCCCUGCUCCUGCAUACUAUGCCAGGCUGGUAGCAUUUAGGGCAAGAUACCAUCUUGUGGACAAAGAUCAUGACAGUGCUGAAGGCAGCCACGUUUCAGGACAGAGCAACGGCCGUGAUCCUCAGGCGCUAGCCAAGGCAGUGCAGAUCCAUCAUGACACCCAGCACACAAUGUAUUUUGCCUGAUAAGAAUCUGAGGGUCUGAGGCAGAAGCAGGAGCCCAGUUGGGCGGGGCCACCAACCACUGGUGGUUAGGGCUCAUUUUUAUUUCAGGCUGUCCACCACCAGCAGCUUGGGACAGUUGCACUGAAUUGACGCAGCAACAUCCGAUGCAGGCGCAAUUGAGCCAUUUUUAUUUUGUGAUUUUCAGUAAAUAGGAAUUUCAUAGACAGUCUUUGCAUUGGACUGAAUUUUUACCUCAAAGCGCAAAAGGCUGAUCCUCGUAAAAAGAAAUUUUUAAAGGACUUGGCACGAAAGGUUUUUAUUGAAAUAUUUUGCUAAUCAAUUUUAAGUUACCUCCUUGUCCGUCCCCCCCCCCUUAAGCUUAUCAAGAAGCAGAAUUCCUCCUGGGCUUCUUCAUACUGCUUAGUGAGUCUCCGGAUAUGGCAAAACAUCUUAUUCCACUGUUCUUCUGUGUGGGGCCAUAUAGACUUUAUAAAUGGAACUUUUACUGUAAACACCUUUCAACAACUAUUACUUAUCUGAGGUAUUGCUGUUUGUUUGUUUUUUUCUGCUUUCUUGUUCUGGUUUACUAGUCUUUUUGUAAAUCUCUCUGCAGUCGUGGGCUGCAGAACAAUUGCACUAUAACUGCGAAUUCAACUUGGUGGUUCUUGUUCUGUGAAUGUGUAACAUAAGCAGAUAGCAAUGCCCUCUGGCAGGUCUAGUAAAAUCAUAAUGGUUACACACAACUGCCACUGACUGGUUCAGAAUGCUGAACUGCUUCCCCCUCUAAAAAGUAUGUGACUAAGUUCUAAAAGAUUAGUUUUAGGUAUUUUUCAGUCAUUAUGAAAGUGCCCAUUUUAUGCUGCUGUGUUUGAUGAAUUGAGGUCAUUUUUAAUACUCUUUUUCAUAGAAGGUUUUAACUUUGGCAAUAAUUUUUUUUUAAUACCCUGGCAGUAACUUUUCUAGCUGAAUACUUUACAUGAGUUACAGCCAACAUUCUUGUGUAGAUUGACUUGACUUUGCUGAAGAGGAAAUUUGUUCUUAAAUGGAUCAGAAAAGGCUCCCUUCAUGCUUUUUACAAAUGAUUAUUUUUAACUGUUUUAUAUUCACCAUUGGUCUGUCUAGCCCCUUUUUAUAAGCUUGGAAAGUGGGUGUUCCAUAUAUAGGAAAGGCUUUGCCAAUAUGUACAGUUGUGUAUAGUGUGACAGUAGCAAUCAAAGACUUUUACCAGCAUUUUAAAACUUUUGUUUCUCUGAGAGUUUAGGUUGCCCGCAUGUACAGCAACAUUUGCUAGCAUGUGUGAAGUGUACAUUUUAAUGUUGAUCUUGACCCAUUUCUAUAAAUUAGAACUCUUUAUUUGCUUGGUUCUCUUCCACUAAAAAGUGUAAUGCAAAAAGGGGGGUGGGAGGGGGGCAUUUGCAGACCAUAGUAGUGCUGCGUUGAGACUAGCUUGUGAGUGAUAGCGCAAUAUGCUUUAAAUUCCUAGUUUUUAACUGAGAUGAUGCCACUGUGAAAGAUUGGGAUUUUGCCAAUAAUUGCACUCUAGUAGUCUCUGAUGUGAGCAGGUGGUGUUGCAGAGUCAUGUGACCUUGUGAACAUUUGGAUCCAGACCUCAAGGUCAGCAAUAUGCUAUGUGGUUUAGAUUUUUUUCUUCAGUCUUUUGAAAUAGAGCUUGUAGAUACUUGGAAAGUUUACAUUUCUAAAUACUGUCAGUCAGCUGUAUCAAAAUACACUUGACAUUAGUCUUCUGAAAGCAGUUUUUGUAAGCUCCUCUUAGAAAUCUCUUUCUCCUUCCCCCUCUCCCCCCCCCCCGGUGGGUUCUAGCUUAUAAACAUUUAUUUCCCCCAAUCAAACAGGAGUGAAGCAAAGUCUGCUCUGACACAUAGUGUGGCCAGGCUUAGAUACUAGAUUUAUUUAAACGUAUUUAAGUCUUUCGUUUUCUUUUCCCCUUAAGAAUACCUCACUUGUGUAAUAAAUAUCAGGACAUGUGGGGAGGAAGAAUUGUUAUGCUUCAGUUGGUCUGCUGCUUUUCUUUUCUUUUUUAAAAAUACCUGUUCAGGGAGAAAAUGCAAGAAUCGAACUCCUGCUGGCCAACAAAUGGAGAACUGAGGCACCUUGAAGAGAGUAAGCACCUGUGUUAGUGUGUAACAUGGUUUCGGGAUUUUUUUUUGCACUAGGUAUGGACGUGAAUUCGGAAAGAGUGAGAGGUUAUGUCAAGAAGAAAAACGUAUAUUGUAACAUCAUUAGGCAGGUAGCUUUUCAUAGCGCCAAGCACACCUAGUGCAUGUGGAGCAGAGAAAUUCUCUAAUUUGCCUGUCUGCAGGUAAGUCUGACUCUUGAACAUCAGAGUCAAGCAACAUGUUAAGUAUACAAAAAAACCAACAACAUGUUUCCUGUUGGCGACUCUUCUUCCUUAUAAACAGCAGUUUGAGCUUCUGGAUUAGGACUGGUGUGGUGGGAUUACUGUGCAGCGUGAUAGAAAAAGGCACCAUAUUUAAUAAGCACUGAUUUCUGGCUGCUGAGGAAGAAUCAGUAGCACAUUUUGUAUAUGACACUAGGCCAGGAAAAGGUAGACAUGGUUUGCCCAAACCAGCCUGGAAAGCAUAAUUGGGCCUGUGGGCCAAAAGUUCCCUAUUUCCUCAUGUCAUUGUCACCAAAGGCAAAUAUGGAUCCCACCCUUCUGACACACAUACUCCUUCUUUGGCUGCAUUCGCUAAAGAAAGAAAGUGACCAGUUGAAAACAUGCUUUUUUAAUUAUUAAAUGGGUGCUUAACAUAACUUGCAGUUUGUCCGGAACUGUGUAGGCAGGAAUCUGAACUUGCCCUGGAAAAGGCUUUUCCGACUCGUUCAUCAUAAAAUAGGCAGGACUAGAUGAAAUGGUCUUUUAUGUCUUCUAUAAUAGGAAAACAAAACCCUGUUCUAAUCAUUAUAUCUUUCUUAUGUAUUACAGACCGCAGCUAUCUUUUGAAGUCUUCUGUAUUUAAAAAUUAUAUAUAUAUAUAUAUAUAUAAGUGGGAUUCUUUUUAAUGCAUUAAUGUCACAAAAAAUUAUCAUCCAAAAAUGUCUGAGGAGCUUUUUUUUUUGCCAACUUUUGCACUUUCUUGGAAUUUUUCAUGAAUUUUCCUUUAAUUUUUGCCCCUGUUGGAAUUUUUUUCUGUGCAAAGAAAAUGUUCAGUUAACUCUCUGUUGCUGAAGAGUGUGAUGAUGUCUUUUGGGGUGGGAGUGCUUAAAAGCUGAGGAUUUAUCCAAGGGGCUGUACGGGUGGCAACAGUAGCAAAAAAGGUCUUCAGAACUAAUGACUGCAAGAUCCAGAUGCAGCAACGCUGUUGUAUGGCAGAAUCUGCUCAUCUGAACUAACCUCACCCCCACCCUGAAAACGGGAUGAACUGAAUUGUUAUGCAUGUGUCAAUCAAUGGGAAGACGUGCAUUCUGUAGCUGUAGGUUCUUAUGGUGUUUGGUUUUUUUAUGCUUUAUCCUUUUGUUUAAAGCCUGUUGGCUAUUGUUUAGCUAUAUGUUGUGAAAGAUUCUCAAAUGUAGCAAAUUUGGACUGGGGCGGGGGGGGAAGGGAAAAAACUUUUAGGAGCAAAAGGUGUUUAUAGAGCCAACCAAAACACCUUGCUCUUUUUGCUUUCCCCCAUCCUUCUUGUUGUGAGCACUUAUAUUCGAAAAGAGGCUCUGAAAAGCUUUUGCUCUGUAGCAGAUUUGAGGUGCAGGCUGGGGUUGCUUGCUCUUAGCUUGAGGGCUGUUUAAAGAUGACACCCAAAGAGGCAUAAUCAAGGGAUGCAAAAGAGAUGUUCCAUGCAGUAUGUAUCAGUAUGAUUUAGAAGUGUCCCCCCCCCGCCGCCCUCACUCCAUUCUGCCCCACAGUACCCUUAUAUCAAAAGCCUUUAUCCACCUGUUGGGGACAAGGCCAUUCUGACAGGUUAGCAAACCUCCCACCCCAACCUCCCACCCCACCCCAAAAAACCUACCCUUGUGGAUGUGUUGUAGAUCUUUUUACCCCCUUCUUGCUCAAUAGCAAGGCAGUCGCUCUGCUUUCAUUUUAGGAAAGUAGAGCUCGGAGGGCAUUGUAUCAAUACUGUUUGAACUGCAAGGUUUUUUCCCUUGUGCAAUUUGAGGAAAGAUCAUAUGUGAAUAUCACUUAAGAGUUUCUUUAUACCUUGCUAUUGACACAUUUUGGUGAUAUUUCUGUCUAGAGCCUGAAACAUGUAUGUAAAACUUGUUUGCAUUUGUUCAUUUUUGACUUCUGAUGUAUUUUUUUGUUUGGUUUCUAUAUUGUUAGACCUGUAAUGUUUUAAAUUGUAUUUUAUUAAAAUUGGACUGGAUGUAUGUCUAUAGCAA
Messenger RNA from Zootoca vivipara (common lizard), 7386 nucleotides. Its product is annotated as protein argonaute-4. The record is from RefSeq and is a predicted model, not a curated record. Lineage: Eukaryota; Metazoa; Chordata; Lepidosauria; Squamata; Lacertidae. Gene Ontology annotation, molecular function: protein binding; RNA binding.